Spirometra erinaceieuropaei is the source of this 1659-nucleotide messenger RNA. The record is from the annotation of a GenBank genome assembly. NCBI's taxonomy places the organism in Eukaryota, Metazoa, Platyhelminthes, Cestoda, Diphyllobothriidea, Diphyllobothriidae.
AUGGCGCACCGUAGCUUUGACCGUCUCACUAAGCUGACGGCCAAGAUAAGGGACUUCUUUUUAAUGGUUUGAUUGAAUUCUGUAAUACAUGCGCCGCUAGAGAGAGUAUAACAAUGCUCUUCGAUAUGCCGAUCUGCAGUCAAAACGCACUCAGCCACCGCCUAACCUUCCGAUGGGUGUAAACCACAAAUUGUCUGAAAAUUAUUACCUCACGCGCGACACUAGACGGGAGGCAAGCCCACCUUCGGAAAUCUUCAACUUCGGACCGAAGCGGCUAGGUGACGGCAGGUCGUGAGUUUCUUGACUGAAUUUAAUUAUAUCUGUUCGCGAGUGUUUACAACGGCGCCUCUUCUCGUGUGUGGCUGCCCAUCUGCAGACUUGUUCCUUGAAGCCGACAUAACAGCAAAUCGCUAGGGCCACCUGGCCUCCUCCAUCCAUUUUCCGUCAAGAUUAGGUAGUUAUCGCCUCAAAGACGCUUUGGCGUUCUAUAGUUGCUUUGCUGUCUUCGCCCUUACGCUUGGUUCACAAGACUCGUUAACAUUGACGUGAAAAGUCGCCAAAUAGCAAGGGUCAGUUAUUGUGGAAUAUAGCCGGUUAAAACAGCAAAUACGAUAAGACUCAGACUUAUAGUCAGUAUAGCGGCAACGUUGCAUCCGAUGAUAGCCGUCUUAUGAUCCACUCGAGGUGCUUCGUAGAUUGCCUAACUAAUUCGUGCGCCUUGCUAUCCUACAGGCGUGGGAUGUCAAAAAUCAGAGAUCCAAGUGAACUUACUACACAGGUUUUUUUUAAAAAUAAUCGCUCAUAAUUGGGGCGAUUAUCGAAGUUGUUACAUUAGAACUCGACAGUUUUGUAGAAAAACUGCUGGCACUUGGGUGCGUGUGCUUGGCUAAACGGAAGAGUUAGCCAGCCCAAUACGAUGAGUAAAAACGAUGAAUACUGACGUCUGUCACUCGUUGCAGAAAGUCGUCUACGUUGUCUCGCGGCAGUAAGACCGUUUUCACCACGCUCGGCCCGGAGGGGGUGCCUAAAAACUUCGGGCUGGCAGACCUUGUUACCGCUGUCCCUUCCCCGCCAUCAGAAUUACCACUCUACAGUAAACUUGCUGGACUUAUUUUGGGAUCGGGUCCUCGCGCCCUAAUUCCAUGACAUUUUCUGAUGCGAUAUUUUACCCACGCGCAGUUACUGUCCAUCGUCUGAUGGCCAAAACUCGGAAAUAUGGGCAGUCACCGUUCCCCACCACAGUCUCCACCCAAGGCUUUUUGCCAGUUUGAUUUUGCAGACUUAUGCAGGCCUAGAAGGCAAACGCAAAAACCGUUUCAUGCACCAAAUGCCAGGCUUAUGUCGGCAAGGGAGCAUGUGAGACAUUUCCUUGGAUCAAAACAUAACUGAAUUAUACCCACUUAUAACUUUGCACUUCUUAGUUAAAAACACCAAAAAUUGAAUGGAGACCACUAACAGUUUGCACGUCCAGCACCUUUUUUCAGGAUGAUAGUUUGGUAUACAACUUCGUCACUUGAUUGUUACCAGCUCAUCGUCAUCAGUUUUCGUUGUUUUUUUUCUUGCUUUGAUUUUCCCUGUAGGUCCUCACAUGUGCCUGCGACAGAUAAUGACUGUACUCCUGGCUUCAAAUACGAAUGGGACAAGAAGAUGAGCGCAUAA